UGCCAGGGCCAGCAUCCAGCCAUGAAACAGUUUGUGUCGAGCAAGUUGAGUGAUUGAACUGGAUUGGUUCUGCCCAUUUCCAUCAUCUCAUAAAAUUACUUCCUAUACAAUAGGCUGGACAAAUCAUGUACAGUACUUGCCUGCAUAGCACAAGUUGUACUAAAGCUGCUCCAGCCUAUUCGUGUGUCGCCUGAUGCAUACAUGCUUGAAGCGGGGUUACUGCCCUAGUCGCAUGCGACUUGACCAGGGUUAGCUCGGCGCCAUCAUCGAUCGGAUGCCUCGCGCUGGCCUCCCGCCAACGCUGGUUGAGCGCUUGCAGCUGCGCCGGUGCGCAUGCGGCGAGCUGCUGUCACCACCUAGGCAGCCCAGAUGUCUGCAGCCGAACGCGAGGGCACUGCCAGUGCCGCUCUCACGACUCUGCGGCAGAAGCUAUCUGUUGACCCGCACGACUUCCGCCCGCGCUUCCACUCUCCUGCGUCUCACCGCUCACGCCACGCCCGACGGAGCGCCGCCAACUCAUGGCCGGCCUGGCAGCAGCUCGGUAGCUCGCGAUCGCGCCGGCGCUCAUACCCCCACGAGCCAGCGCGACCGCCGCGAAGCAGCUGGUGCUACCAAACAGGCACCGGGCUCAGGGGCUCCGGCUGGGAUGCGAGAUGGCGCCGGCCCCGGACCCGGUGCCAGAGGCCAGCCUGCGGGCGGCAAUCCAGGGCAAGGGCAAGCUCAGGGGCGGGGGCGGGGGCGCGGGCCGGGGCCGCAGCAAUCAGUGUAUCAGGGCCAGCGACAGGACUGGCAGCAGCUGCAGCAGCAGCAGCAGCAGCAGCAGCAGCAGCAGCCGCAGCAAGCCUGGCGUCCGCCUCCUCGUGCCCCUGAGGGUGCGGGCGGCAACAGCAGCGGCCGCAAUAACAGCGAUGGCGCUGGCACAGGCGGGGGAGGCAGGAGCAGCGGUGGUAGCAGAAGCUGGAGGGGGCGGGACAGGGCGGGGGCCCCUGCUCCUGAGGGCAGCAACGCCUCUGGACAGCCGUUUCGUGAGGCGCGAGACGGUGGGCCGACCUCCUUCGGGGGGCGCGGCGGAGCGGGGCGCGGCGGCGGCAGCGGCGGUGGCGGCGCAGGCAGCGGUAGUAGGGAAGGCGGCAGCAGCGGCGGCGGCAGCAGCGGCGGCGCAGGUCGCGGCAGGGAUGGCUGGGGUGGACGCGGCAGCAGAGGCGGCGGCAGCGGCGCCAUUGGUGGUGGCGAAACCGGCGGCGGCGGCAGGGGCACUUGGCAGGUACGAGGCCAGCCGCAGUCUUCGAGCCGAGCCGAGGCCUUUGCCGGCGCCUCAAAGCCAGCCCCCAAUUCGCCACCGCUUCAGGCCGCUUCUAAUACCCAGGAUGCGGAGGCGCCGCCAGGAGCGGGUCGGGCGGUGCCGCCUGACGUGUCCUCGUUGCCCGCCUCCAGCCCAGAUCCGGCCCCUACGCCAGCUUCUGACCCGAGCGGUGUUGAUGACUUGCCGCGGGGCGCAGGGCCAGCAUCGCGGCCUGCACCCGCUGUCGUGGCCGCCCAUGUUCGCCGCAAGCCCCUGCGAAGCCGCUGGUUCGUGCCGCCCACCGCCCUCGACCACCCCAGCGGCCCUGCUGCUGCGGCUGCUGCUGCAGCCGCCGGCUACAAAGAUGAUGACUUGGACCUGGGGGCCAUCGACCACCAGCUGCUCGGCAGUAGCAGAACCAGCGGCAGCAGCAGCAGCACCGGCGCAGCGGGCGAGGGUGCGGCAGUAGCAGCGGAAGCGGGGAGCGCCCCCGCCGCGGCGGGCGGUGAGUCCCCAUGGGAGCCGGCGGGGUUGGAGUGGGGCGACGAGGUCAUGCAGGCCGCGCUGGAAGACAUUUAUGCUACUGCCGCCGCCGCCGCUGCCUCCAAAACGGCAGUAGCAGCAGGAGCAGGAGCGGCAGUAGCAGAAGCUCAGUUCAUGGGAAUGGGGAGGCGCAUGCCAGGGGCCGGCGUGGCGUUGGGGCGCACAGCCUGGGUCGAGGAGGAGGACUGGGGUGCGGAGGAGGAGGAGGUGGAGCAGCAGCCGCUGGGGCCGCUGGGGCCGGUGCAAGGGGAACUGUCGGCGUCGGACUUGGGUGCCGGGGCGGCGCCGGCGGAGCACGUGGACCAUGACGACAUGCAGCCCCUGGCGGCGCUGCGCCGCACCGGUGGCUUCUUCCGCACAAAAUCAGCGCUGCUACAGCCGCUGCGCGCCGCCGCCCGCCUGCGGCACCCCGGUGCUACAGCCGUCACGCUUGGGCGGCUGCACGGCUUGGGGGCGGCCCACACCAAUGAGGCCGCGACGCUGGAGUCCCUGCGCCUCACGCCGCCACCGCUGCCGCUCCGCGCCGGCAGUAGCAGCGGCGGGGGCGAUAUCAGCGGGUACAGCAGCAGCGGUUAUAUCCUUGGGCCGCCGGGGCUGACGUCAACAGCCGCUGCUGGAUCCAUGUCAGCAGCGCCGGGCGUGUCAGCUCCCCAGAGACAGCCGACAGUGGCGCCACUGCUGGCGGGGAAGCGUUACGACUAUCGCUACAGCGUGGGGGCGCGGGGGCAGGUGAUUGACACGAACCGUGUCGCGCACAUGCGCGCCGCCGCCUCCCUGCCGCCGCGCCUACGCCGCCGCGUGCUGGGCUCCGCAGCUGGAACGGCGGCGGCGGCGGCGGCCGGUCUGAACGCAGCAACUUUGGAUCCAGAUUUCAGAGCCGGAUUCCAGGAGUUGGCGCUCGACCUGGAUCUGGAUUUGGACACGCGGGAUGGGGAGCCUCAAGGAGCAGCUUCAAGCCUGGUGAUGCCGUGGGAUGAGGACGAAACGGAGGAGGAGGAAGAAGGCGAAGGGGGCGAGCUGGAUCCGUUUGAUCCCGACUCACAGCUGGAGCAGUCGGAUCUCGAUUUGGAUUCGGACCUGGAUCUGGAAGAUCCUGGCAUCGAUGAGGAGGGCGAGGAGGACGAGGCUGAGGAUGCUGACGAGGCUGAGGGCGAGGGGGAGGAUGAGGAGGACGCGGCGCUGUUUGAGGAGCUCCGCCGUCUGGAGCAGGAGUUCGAUGAAGAACUGUUUGGCGGCAGUAGCAGCAGAAGACGCCAUGGCAGUAGCAGCCGCAGCAGCAGCCGCAGCCGGCGCAGUGGCGGCAGUAGCAGCGGCAGCAGCAGGCAGCAGGGCCAGCGGCCGGCAGAGGCAGUUGCGGCGGCGUUGAUGCCGCCGGAGGGCAAGGAGGCGGUGGAGGCGGAGGAGGAAGUAGGCUGGCGCUGGUUGGAGGGCAAAGACGAGGAGGCAGCGGCGCUGGCCAGUGGCAUUGCUGCUUCCGCCUCCCGCGCGUCCUCCGCCGCCGCCUCAGCCGCCGCCGCCACCUCCGCCGCCUCCGGUGGAAAUGACAACGAUUAUGACAGCGACGACAGUGAUCUGGAUCUGGAUCUGGAUGAUGACCUCAUCGGAGAUGACGUGGACCUCGGAGAUGAGGACGUGGACGCGCUGCUGCAGCGGCUGCUCAGCGAGGAAGAUGAUCAUGAUGAGGAGGGGGAGGAGCAGGAGCAGGAGGACGAAGACGAGGGCGAGGACGAGGGGCAGGGCGGGGGAGGGGAAGGGGAAGGGAGGGGAAAAGCAGGCAGUGCGCGCAGCCGAAGCCGAAGCCGCGGCACGGCGGCCUCCCAAACCAGCCUGCCGCCCAUGCAGCGGCAGCAGCAGCCGCAGGAGGGGGAGGAGGAAGCAGACGGGCUAGCAUCAGGAGCAGCAGCAGCAGCCGUGCCGCACACGGGCCCGCUGCCGGAGUGGCGCUCGCGGCGCGGCGAGGCGGCGGCGCUGGAGUGGCAGGCGGACACCGCAGCUGACGUGGUGGCGGCGCGGCGGGCGGCGGCGGCGGUCUUCGAUGAUGUCGCGGCUGUUGGUGAGGGAGCGGCGCUGGCCGUGCUGGCAGCCGCGGCCAAUGAGGGCACAGGUGCAGGCGCGGGUGCAGGCGCGAUGGCGGGGCAAGCGGCGUGGCCGCAGCAGGCGCGGGACAGCGGACUUGCAGCCAACGGACCUGCGUUGUCGGCGGCGGCUAGCAGUGGCCGCCGCCGUCACGACAGGGUUGGCGAUGGAGGCGCCGGCAGUGGUGGUAGCGGUGCUGGGGGCGGCUACAGCCAGCCGCCGGACGUGCCCCCCGCCUUCUUCUUCCAACCAGCUGUAGCACAGGGAGCGGGUGGCCCGCAGAGGGCUGCGGCACUUGGGUCCCGGGCAGUGACGGCAGCGGCGGCAGGGCGGCGGGGCGGCAGCGCCGCCGCUGCUGCCGCGGCUGGGGCAACGGUGAGGCGUGAAGCCGGCCGCUACCUGCCGCCUCCGCCUGGGGAGGAGUGGCAGGAGGUGGGCGGGCGGGCGGCAGUGUCGGUCAGCGUCGUGUCAGGCACAGCUGGCGGCGGCGGCGGCGGCGUGGGAGCGGCGGUACCGGCUACAGGCACCGCGGCUCCAGGCGCGGCGGCGGUUCCGCUGCGCGCGUUCUUGUACUGCCUCAGUCGCAAGGAGGUGUACGACGCGCUGUGGCGGCUGGAUCUGACUCAGCGCCUGGUGUUCGUGUCGCGACUGAGCCAAGCAGACGUGGUGCUGCACAGGACGCCCGCGCCCGGCGAGCGGCAGUUUGCGCUGGAGCAGCUGCGGCUGGGUGCCCGGGGCGCGCGCAUCCCCUUCGUGUCGGUGGCGAGCGCCAGCGAGGCAGAGCUGGCGCCGCGUCUGACGGCGCUGAUGCGGCGUGUGGACCGGCUAGCUGCGGAGCUGGAGGGGGCGCAGCAGCAGCGGCGGCGACAAGAACGGCAGUAGCAGCAGUAGUGGCUGUGGCAGCGGCAGCAGGGGCUGUAGCAGUACAGACGCGGACAGGCGUGUUGCCGCGAUAACGGAGAUGUGGGCUGGCAGCAGGAGCAGUUGUGGAAAAGCGAAAGGAGAGGAAGUACCGGACGACGGCGCGUGUCCCAUACUUUACCAAGAUAUGUUUGCUGGCACCAGAUGGAGAUGGAGAUUCAAAGGGCAGGAUGUUGCUCUUGUGUUCAUGUCAUCACGUGUAUCGGCGCGUCCGUAGUGCAGCUGAAUACGUGCUGACAGGUCCGUGUCUGACAGCAUGCCUUUAAUGUGAACUUGGCGCUCCGCUCUGGGGGCGGCGCCGGGGUAAGAAACCGUGGGUGGAAACUGACGCAACCCUUUAAGCC
This is a messenger RNA of Chlamydomonas reinhardtii, 5166 nucleotides long. RefSeq lists its product as uncharacterized. The transcript is spliced from 5 exons. The coding region runs from base 647 to 4783 and encodes 1378 amino acids. NCBI's taxonomy places the organism in Eukaryota, Viridiplantae, Chlorophyta, Chlorophyceae, Chlamydomonadales, Chlamydomonadaceae. The record is from RefSeq and is a predicted model, not a curated record.